Pectinophora gossypiella (pink bollworm) is the source of this 3110-nucleotide messenger RNA. RefSeq names its product uridine-cytidine kinase-like 1. The record is from RefSeq and is a predicted model, not a curated record. Bases 454 to 2121 code for a protein of 555 amino acids. Gene Ontology annotation, molecular function: ATP binding; kinase activity. The transcript has 12 exons. Lineage: Eukaryota; Metazoa; Arthropoda; Insecta; Lepidoptera; Gelechiidae. Gene Ontology annotation, cellular component: cytoplasm.
UCAAUUUUUAAAAAAUUUAAUUGUUUUCUUGUAAACACUGUGUUAAGUGGCCACCAGUGAUGGCUGGGAAGCUGAAUAAAUUCGAAACGCCCAGCUCCGCGAGCUCUGAUAGGUAAACCGAGUGUGGUAACCAUAUCAUAAUGUUUGUUUGAACAGCUGGCUCGCGUGUCAAUAAAAAUUACGCUGCAAGGGAGUCAUUUUUCAGUGUUGGCUUGCUCAUCCCGCGUGUGGAAGGUGUGUUUAGUGGCGUGUUUCGGUGUUGAGCGAAAAUCCGCGAGAAGUGGUGCAACGCGGCUGCAACGCUCUCGUUAUAACCUCUUCAUGCACGCAGUGUGAUUUAUUUUUAGACUAUUAUUUAGUACAUUGGCAGCUCGCUUACCGCUGAAUGGUGGUCGCGGUGUGAAACGGACACGUGCUCUGGACGUAUCGUGUUAUUGUAAAACACCGCGUCACAUGAAAAGGGCCAAAAUUCUGCAAGUUAUGGAGCCCGGGUCCUUGAUCUUCGCCAACCCCGACACGGAGUUGGCGUUGGAACUGAGUGAGCAGGUGUUCCUGGACGAUGACGACUAUACCCGCGCACCCGCCUCCCCCACCACCGUGCCCAACGUGCGCCCCUACCGCCCACCUUCCACAGCGUCAAACAUCCUGAAGUCGCCGCGAGCCCGGCGCGUGCGCACCACAUCGAUGUCGCAGCCGAACAAACGCACCACAGCUGAGAGUAUACUCCACGCGGAUCGCCGCACCAUAUACACCGCGGGCAGACCACCCUGGUACAACUGUACUGGGGGACAGGAGGUCGAGCCGUUCUUGAUUGGUAUAUGCGGCGCCAGCGCAUCGGGCAAGACCACAGUAGCGGCUAAGAUUAUAGAAUCUCUCAACAUACCAUGGGUCACCAUAGUCAGUAUGGACUCCUUCUACAAGGUGCUGAAUGAGAAGCAGCAUCAGGCAGCGAUGCGCAACGAGUACAACUUCGACCACCCGGAUGCGUUCGACAUGGAGCUGCUGAUAUCAGUACUACAGCGUCUCAAGGAGGGCAAGAAGGUCGAGGUGCCCAUUUACAACUACGUCACUCAUUCCAGGGAGAACCGCACCAAAACGAUGUACGGAGCGAACGUGAUAAUCUUUGAGGGUAUCCUGGCGUUCUACAAUGCUGAGGUGGUCAAGAUGCUGGAUAUGAAGGUGUUUGUCGACACUGACGCGGAUAUCAGACUUGCUAGGAGACUUAGAAGAGACAUAAUACAACGCGGGCGCGAGCUAGAAGGCGUGUUAAAGCAAUACAUGACGUACGUAAAGCCCGCGUACCACAGCUACAUUGCGCCGUGCAUGGCGCACGCAGACAUCAUCGUGCCGCGAGGGGGGGAGAACAAGGUCGCCAUACACCUCAUCGUGCAGCACGUGCACAAGCAACUGCAGCUGCGUGGCUUCAAAGUUCGAGAAAAGCUGGCAGUGGCUCACAUCGGUCAGCCAGUACCCGAUUCACUAUACGUACUCAAAGAUACACCACAGGUGCAAGGUCUCCACACGUUCAUCCGCAACAAGGACACUCCUCGCGACGAGUUCAUCUUCUACUCCAAGCGGUUGAUGCGGCUAGUCAUAGAGUUCGCACUAUCACUGUUACCCUACUCCGAGCACUGCGUCGACACUCCGCAGGGAUUCACUUAUAAAGGUCGUAAGUGCGACGUAGAGAAAAUUUGCGGAGUCUCAAUUCUUCGCGCCGGCGAGACCAUGGAGCAAGCGGUGUGCGACGUCUGCAAGGACAUCCGCAUCGGCAAGAUACUUAUACAGACCAACCAACAGACUGACGAACCAGAGUUAUACUACCUCCGGCUCCCGAAGGACAUCAAGGACUACCGCGUGAUCCUGAUGGACGCGACGGUGGCGACGGGCGCGGCGGCCAUCAUGGCCAUCCGGGUGCUGCUCGACCACGACGUGCCGGAGCACAACAUCAGCCUCGUGUCGCUGCUGAUGGCUGAGAUCGGGGUCCACUCUAUUGCGUAUGCCUUCCCUCAGGUGAAAAUAGUAACAUCAGCUUUAGACCCUGAAAUUAAUGAGAAGUUCCACGUGAUGCCAGGCAUCGGGAACUUCGGAGACCGGUACUUCGGCACCGAGCCUGAUGAGUGAGACAGACAUACCGCAGGUCAGUGUGACAGAAAGAGACGGAUAGAAUGAUGUUAGUAUAGUCGUGAAAGGCACGUUCUAGUACUGAGGCUCUUUUAGGUUUUAUGUAUCUGUGAAUUUGGCUCAAUUUUCGUUGGAUUUGUUUCUUUUUGGAAAUUAAAAUUUACAUUAUGUGUAAAUUGGAAUUAUUUUGACGAUCAAAUCCAGAUAUGGAUAGAAGAAUUGCUAUAUUUAUUUUUAUACGUAUUAUUACGUAUUCUUUAUAUACUUAAAUAAAAUCGAAAAUGAUCCGCUUUUUUCGAUGUUUUGUGUACCAACAACUAUAAAAUGUUAGAUUUCGACAUCUACCUAAGUCUUACUGGAACGCGCCUUAAAAUGUAAAACUGAGUUUUUGAAAUUAAUUAUGUAUCUCUCCGAGGUAUUAUCGUAUUCCAUUGUGAAAUAUGUGUACUUUAGGGUUGAAUCUCACUUAUUAUAACAAAUUAUUUUCUUAUACUGUGUACUUCGAUCGUAUAUAUUGGUAGAUGCAUUGUUGUAUACAAAAAAAUCAAACAAAAUAUCGUCCCCGCGUCAAUUCUGAAGCCACUUAAAGUAUUCCGGAAAAGUCCUAAAAUGCCGUACGGUUUUAUCUGAUGGGGCAUAGGCCAUAGGGCGGCUCAAUAAUAACCCUGACGCCAGGGUUGAAGGGGUUGGAAAUCCACCUCACAACCCACACGAUAGAAGAUUUAAUGAGGAUGAUUUUUUUUUUGUGUGUAAUCGAUGUACAGUGACAUGAAAUACGAAAUUUUCCACCUGAACCUCCAAUCGUUCCUUAUUUGACUAAAUGGUGAGUGAAAUUCAACCCGUAUUAAAAUUAGUCAUAGAGCCCAUAGUUUUUAAAACAUAAUAUACAUUAGUGGCGCCACAAUUUUAUAACUCGUUUCUGGCGGAAAUCCAAGACGAAUGGAUUAUCGACCUUUUUAUUUUUACUUAUUAAUAUGUGUUACAGAACA